Molecule: messenger RNA, 2440 nt
Organism: Gadus macrocephalus (Pacific cod)
Lineage: Eukaryota; Metazoa; Chordata; Actinopteri; Gadiformes; Gadidae
Product: heparan sulfate glucosamine 3-O-sulfotransferase 6-like
Exons: 2
Coding region: 701-1885 (394 amino acids)
Molecular function (GO): [heparan sulfate]-glucosamine 3-sulfotransferase activity
Source: RefSeq, a predicted model, not a curated record
UGCUUGGUGGAUCGGUUUACGUUUUACCGAAUAUGAUGAACUUGGGGAGGGGUCAGUUAGGAUGGUGUAAAGGCUGGGGGGCAUUUGAGGUUGUUCUGGUGAUUUGUUGAAAUCCCUUUGAAAUAAUUUGAUCAAAACAAACAAAGGAAGAGAAGCACAGGUCGGUGAAUGUAAAUAAAUUAAUAAAGUUGUUAAAAAUGUAUUAUUGUAAAUGUAAGAACUUUGUUGCGUCUGUGUAAUUAGCUUACUCUUAUAGGUUGAGAAGGAGGAAGUGAGGAGACUUUAUUGGGAGACGAAAAAGGGUGGGGGUGGGGCGUAAAGAGAGAGGUAGGACAGCAGAAAUGUUCAAUGAGGCUAUGAGCUGACUCACGCGCUGAAGAGGAGGUAACUGAAUGGCUGGCUGGUAAUUAACGUCCCAAAGUAGAUGACUAUCCUUUUCCCUCCACUGCAAAGGCAUCAACUUACGUCUGAAUGCCUUGCUCGAAUGAUAAUUACAAAUUAAAAGAAAACUACUAUGAAGAUAUUUUCUGUCAAUUGUUUGUGUUUACUUUUCACCAACCACGUGCAUUUUAAUCUUUAGUCAUAUGCAACAGGUAUUUUUUUGGUUUUUGACUUGAAUGGACUGUUCCUGAUUUAAUGUCCGAAAGAAGAAGUAUGGUGUCAACGUUUUGCCUCUUGUUGCUGAACAGGAGAUCAACUCAUGGGAUGUAGCGGAUGCAGAGUCAGGUUCAACUUGGGCAAAGCAGUGCUGCCCAAAGUGUCCGUGUUCUUUACCAUGCUCCUCGUCUUCACAUACUUAUUUUACUGCCUUGCCGGUGUUUGUGAUUCAGUGCCAAGAACUUUAUACAGCCAUCAAUCGCCAGACGGGGAUUAUGACGAUAAAACCCGCGGACUUGACAACCCGCGAUCCCAAGCGCUUCUUCGGUCGCACCUUGCGGAAGAGCUGGUGUCCCGGUGGAACGGCACGGACUCUGCGGAGAGUGCGCUCGGCGACGCGGAACAGCGCGGGGCAGUAGAAGCACCUGGCCAACAACUACCCAGUCCAAGACAGAUUUAUGACGGGACCACAGAGGACGGGGGUAACGGCAUCCCCGUGUCGAAUACAUUCGGGACCAAGAAAAUCCCCCAAGCGAUCAUAAUCGGCGUCAAGAAAGGUGGAACGCGCGCGCUGCUUGAGUUUCUCCGCAUCCACCCGGACGUGAGAGCGGUGGGGGCAGAGCCGCACUUCUUCGACCGCUUUUAUGAUAAGGGUCUUGAGUGGUACAGGAGCUUGAUGCCCCGGACUCUGGAUGGCCAGAUCACCAUGGAGAAGACCCCCAGCUACUUCGUGACCAAGGAGGCGCCGGCCCGCGUCCGCAACAUGAACAGUGACACCAAGCUCAUCGUGGUGGUCCGGGACCCUGUGACCCGCGCCAUCUCCGACUACACCCAGACCCUGUCCAAGAACCCGGGCCUUCCCAGCUUCCAGAGCCUAGCCCUGAGGAACGCCACCACGGGCCUGAUCGACACCACCUGGAGCGCCGUGCGCAUCGGCCUCUACGCCAGGCACCUUGAGAACUGGCUGCAGCACUUCCCCUUGUCCCGCCUCCUAUUCGUCAGUGGCGAGCGUCUGGUGUCCGACCCGGCGGGGGAGAUGGGACGCGUACAGGACUUCCUGGGGCUGAAGAGGGUUGUGUCGGACAAGCACUUCUACUUCAACCAGACCAAGGGCUUCCCGUGCCUGAAGAAGCCAGAGGGGAGCAGCAGACCGCGGUGCCUGGGGAAGUCCAAGGGCAGGCCCCAUCCCCAGAUCCCCUCAGAGGUCUUGCAGAGACUCAGGGACUUCUACCGGCCCUUCAACCACAGGUUCUACCAGAUGAGUGGACAGGACUUUGGCUGGGAGUAAGGGGAGCUUUGAGGACAUAAUCCCGCAUCCUUAGUGUGUCUGUAUGGCGGGGGCGGGUUCACUGUUCCCCCCGACCGGGGGGCUUUAACCCUUUGAAUUGGACUCAUAUUUACAGAGUCUUGCCUGGCUGUAUUAAGUCCAUAAACACAGUACAUAGCGUGCGACUCAGUACUGAAGAUACUUAAACUUGAUGUCCAGCAGAGUGAAUAUAUGCACACAAGUUACCUUGGAUGCAUCCAGGUACUCUGGGAUGGACAGUAACAGUGACUCAAGUAAAUUGUCUUUAUUUAUAUUUAACAGAUGCUUGCUGUCAAAAAGAGACAAAAGUGAGAUGGACAAGAAUCAAAAAGUACAAACGAAAUAGGAGAAACUAUGAAAUAAAGGGAGCUGUGAAAGGAUAUCAUGUAUGGUUGAUAGCUGAUAGCAAUUUAUUAUUUUUUUGUUAAGGAUAUAAGCUAAUAUUUAUGAGUUAUGUUGAUUUACACUACAACAGAUGAGCUGAGAGUUCUUUAUAGAGGUGAAGUAUUUAUUACAUAAAAACGAUAAAUCCAUGAA